AUGCUCACCAUUGGUAGAAAAAAUGGUAUUACCAACCGGGAAGAACCUCUUGCCACCUUGUUGACAAAUGACAUUAGCGCCAAGUCAUUGAAAGAGUUCUUUAUAGCCGUCAAGGAAAAAAUUGUUUUUCGCGAUAAACAGUUGUUGGUGGUUACUAAUGGAAUGGCUGCUAUCCUGACGAAUAUCAAAUACUUGCUGGCUGAUGCACAGGAAGUUUAUUCCACUACACAUAUGAAGCAACUUUUGGAGCAUACAGCAAAUAAAAGUUCCAAGUCCAACCAGAGAGCAUUAGACCAAAUUGUGAAACAAAUAAUUGAAGUUGCAGAAGCGGACACCAAACACGAUGCUGAUACCAGAUGGGCACAAUUACUUGAACAACAACAUGAGAAAGCUUACUUGAAAAACCUUUGGAAUCUCCGGUCUCGCUGGUGUCGUUCUUACAUUGGUAAUCAUUCAAAACAGUUGGACUUGAGCAAUGCUAUUGUUACAUGUAUCCAUAGAAAAAUAGAAGCACGUAGGUGGUUUGAAUGGGAACAUGUAUACUAUUUACUCAAGCAUAUGCUGCAGACAUACGAAGAAUACGCAAAGACGAAAUCUGAUAUAAUCAACAAGAUUGUUCCACGAUUUGUAACUAUUACUGAGUAUCAACAAAUUCAAGAUAUUAACCAGAACAUAAUCGGUUUAAUGCAAGAUCCCGAUAUUAACGGUGACACUUAUACUGUUGAAGACAAGGAGAAUUUGUAUUUUGUUAAGUUUGAUCUGGAUGAUAUCACUUGUACAUGUCAGAAAUUCCAUGAUACACAAAGCUGGUGCAAUCAUAUUGUACGUGUGAUCUAUCCUGAAAAUGACAACGCUAAAUUAUCUAUAAGAGCUUUGGACAGUGAUUUGGCCGAACCCGAAUACUACUCAUGUGUAGAGUACGAUUCAAUAUUUCAUUACCUCAAUCCUUAUAUUGAUCGCCUUAACAAGUAUAAGAAUGAGAUUAAAUUGCUUAAAGAAUACUAUCGAGAAAAGUCUGAGUACUUGGAUCGUAUCCAAGAAACAAGGCAUCUCAAGAGAAUAUUUUCUGAAGAAACCCAAUUUCUCAUGAAGGAAAUUGCACAAAAGAAGAAAGAACAAAACAAUAUCUCAGAUCCCAGGUCAUUGAUCAAGAGAAGUCGAUAUUAUGAGGACCCACAUUUCAGUGAAGAAUACCCUUUUUUUUAA
Molecule: messenger RNA, 1206 nt
Organism: Spathaspora passalidarum NRRL Y-27907
Lineage: Eukaryota; Fungi; Ascomycota; Pichiomycetes; Serinales; Debaryomycetaceae
Exons: 1
Coding region: 1-1206 (401 amino acids)
Molecular function (GO): zinc ion binding
Source: RefSeq, a predicted model, not a curated record